This is a messenger RNA of Cololabis saira (Pacific saury), 2132 nucleotides long. It is a transcript of the gene hapln4, whose product is annotated as hyaluronan and proteoglycan link protein 4. NCBI's taxonomy places the organism in Eukaryota, Metazoa, Chordata, Actinopteri, Beloniformes, Belonidae. The record is from RefSeq and is a predicted model, not a curated record. Gene Ontology annotation, biological process: cell adhesion. The transcript has 7 exons. Gene Ontology annotation, molecular function: hyaluronic acid binding. The coding region runs from base 94 to 1290 and encodes 398 amino acids.
GAGGUGAGUGCUGCUGCAGAACUACGUUUAGCCUUUACGCAGACUUAAACACUUUGCAGUGGAACAUCUGCUUCAAAUCCUCUUGUGAUCACCAUGCAGUUACCAAAUGAGCUUCGGCCUCAGAUCAAUGCAAAAAUAUUCUUUGUGGUCUUCAUCCUGACCUCUGCCCUCUCCGUGUCCUCCCUGCUUGCGGACAACGAAAAAGGACGAAGGAAAGUGGUGCACGUUCUUGAGGAUGACACCGGAGCUGUGAUUGUGCAGACAGCUCCUGGUAAGGUGGUGACACACCGAGGCGGCUCCAUCACUCUGCCCUGCAGGUUCCAUCACGAGCCGGAGAGCACCGAUCCCGCCCGCAUCCGGAUAAAAUGGACCAAAGUCACUGAUGCUCUGCAGUUUGAGGAUGUGUUCGUGGCACUCGGAAAGCAGCAGCGUCUGUUUGGCUCCUAUCGAGGGCGCGUGCUUUUGGAGCAGGCAGGACCAGGUGAUGCCUCGCUGAUCAUCCAAAAUGUCACGCUGGAGGACUACGGUCGCUAUGAGUGUGAGGUCACUAAUGACAUGGAAGACGACACAGGAUUUGUCAGUCUUGACUUAGAAGGUGUGGUUUUUCCCUACUACCCCCGUGAGGGGCGCUACAAGUUCAACUACCACCAGGCGGAGGAUGCCUGCAAACACCAGGAUGCCAUUCUGGCCUCUCAUUCUCAGCUGCACAAAGCCUGGCUAGAUGGAUUAGACUGGUGUAAUGCUGGGUGGCUGGAGGACGGCUCAGUCCAGUACCCCAUCUCUCAUCCCAGAGAUCAGUGCGGCCGAAAGGACACCCCAGCUGGAGUUCGUAACUAUGGCUACAGGCACAAGGAGGAGGAGCGCUAUGACGCGUUCUGCUUCACUUCUAAGCUCAAUGGCAAGGUGUAUUUCCUGAAACGCUUCAAGAAGGUGAACUACGCGGAGGCAGUGAAGGCUUGCGUUCGAGAUGGUUCCGCGGUGGCCAAAGUGGGUCAGCUUUAUGCAGCGUGGAAGUUUCAGCUUCUGGACCGCUGUGAGGCCGGCUGGCUGGAGGACGGCAGCAUUCGCUACCCCAUAGUGAACCCCCGCUCCCGUUGUGGAGGGUCCCAGCCGGGGGUUCGGCACCUGGGCUUCCCUGAUAAAAAAUUCCGCCUCUACGGGGUCUACUGCUUCCGCAAGAACAAGGACGAACCUGUAGCUGAUACUAAAGUCACAACACGUCCUACAGGUUCUUUGAAAAUGUGGAAAGGCGACAACUACAUCCCUGAAAAUGCCACAAGGGUGAUUUAAAGAGGACAGACUGAGAGCAGGAAGGGUAUGCAAUUUAACAUCUGACUGCAAGUGUCGUCUCGCAGCCAAACCCCACUCAUUGCUUUUAGAGUAAAACACCGACAGAUGAGAUGCACUCAGCUGCAGAUCUGCCAGAGAGAUGGAAUAAAUUUAAGGGAGAUGAUGCAAAAUUAAGGGUGACAUCUCUAUUAGGGUGAUUUUUACUUUCAUCUCUCCAGUCAAUCUAUCAUCUUAAGGAGUGUGUUGGCACAUAUCUGUGACUGGAAAAUAGCUAAAUUAAAUAGUAGCUUGAUCAUCACUCAGGCAAGCAUCCGAUCAGAGCGUCUGUCGUGGAUAUUCUUGUUUACGUGUGCGUUUGACUGAUAACUUGGCCACCGCUGUGUCGCCAGAGCUCUGAGCUCUGAGUCUGCGUGCCAGGGGGGAAAACAUCAACUACAUAGUCAGAUCGAAUGAUCUGCCCAAUUGUGCAAAAAAAAGAUGCCCUGUGAGUUUGUAGUGACUGCAUGUACAGUAUCUGGGUUUGAAGUGUGGUUCUCUCAUCUACUAAGACGUGACCAUCUCAUCAUUGGAGCUGAACAAGCCAAUUAUUAAUAUUGCACUAAUUCUACAAUCUGCACUUUAAAUGCACAGAGCUUUGUUUGAUGGUAGCAUCUUAGGUUAAACUUGCAUGUAUUGUUUGGCUGAGAUUAGUUGCUGAAGCUGAAUUAGCAAACAUACUAAAUGACAAUAUCAUUUACUUCAUAUACUGCUUAGCUGCCUUAAGGUUAUCUGAACCAUUCAUUACAUCAUUAAAAUGACCUUUAAUGCAAACUAUUGUUGAAACUAUGCCAUGGAUGGAUGUU